CGGCGGGGCGGGUUUAAGAGCGCGGCGUGCGCGCCCGGCCCGCGCCAGCUCCCGGCCGCGGCACAGCAGCCCCGGCGCCCCCCGCGCCGCCGCCCCCGCCCCGCCGUCGCCGCCGCAGCCAGGAGCCAGGAGCCAGGAGCCGCCGCACCAUGCCCCGCAUAGAUGCGGACCUCAAGCUCGACUUCAAGGAUGUCCUGCUCCGACCUAAGCGGAGCAGCCUCAAGAGCCGAGCCGAGGUGGAUCUUGAACGCACCUUCACGUUUCGAAAUUCAAAGCAGACCUACUCAGGGAUUCCCAUUAUCGUGGCCAACAUGGACACUGUGGGCACAUUUGAGAUGGCAGCCGUGAUGUCACAGCACUCCAUGUUUACGGCAAUUCACAAGCAUUACUCCCUGGAUGACUGGAAGCUCUUUGCCACAAAUCACCCAGAAUGCCUGCAGCACGUAGCCGUGAGUUCCGGCAGUGGGCAGAACGAUCUGGAAAAGAUGACCAGCAUCUUGAAAGCUGUGCCACAGGUUAAGUUUAUUUGCCUGGAUGUGGCCAAUGGGUAUUCAGAACAUUUUGUGGAAUUCGUGAAACUCGUCCGUGCCAAAUUUCCUGAACACACCAUUAUGGCAGGGAACGUGGUGACAGGAGAAAUGGUAGAAGAGCUUAUUCUUUCCGGAGCAGAUAUCAUCAAAGUGGGAGUUGGACCAGGUUCUGUGUGCACCACCCGCACCAAGACAGGAGUAGGGUACCCCCAGCUGAGCGCCGUCAUUGAGUGUGCCGACUCCGCCCAUGGCCUGCAGGGCCACAUCAUCUCUGAUGGAGGCUGCACGUGUCCAGGGGAUGUCGCCAAAGCAUUUGGAGCUGGAGCAGAUUUUGUCAUGCUGGGAGGAAUGUUUUCAGGUCAUACGGAGUGUGCUGGAGAAGUGAUUGAGAGGAACGGACGGAAGCUCAAGCUCUUCUACGGGAUGAGCUCUGACACGGCCAUGAAGAAGCACGCGGGAGGAGUGGCUGAGUACAGAGCCUCUGAGGGUAAGACUGUGGAAGUGCCUUACAAAGGAGAUGUGGAAAACACUAUCCUGGAUAUUCUCGGGGGACUGAGGUCCACGUGCACCUACGUGGGGGCCGCCAAACUCAAGGAGCUCAGCAGGAGGGCAACGUUCAUCCGGGUGACCCAGCAGCACAACACCGUGUUCAGCUAACCCCGGAAAUGAAACGGUGUCUGGCUCGAGUGGAAGCAUCCAAACCUGCUUUUCCCAUCUCCCUCCUACUCUGUUCCGUCAGAGCUUCUGGCUGCUCCCGAAUGGUGGAAUGCUGUGUCCUCUCCCCUCUCUCCUGCUGCCUGGCGGCUUCGGGGCUCUCCCGCCUGCCUUCUUGGGGCCCAGACACAAGGCACCGAUUGGGCCAACAUCAGAGCCCUGCUGCCCAGAACUCAUAACCUCGUUCAAACCAACACUCGCACCUUUGUCUUUUUCUCUUUCUCUCUCCCUUUGUUUGUUUUUCUUUAUUUUUUAAAAGAAGAUGGUUUCACUUUAAUAUAAUGCUAUUAAGACUU
This is a messenger RNA of Rhinopithecus roxellana (golden snub-nosed monkey), 1540 nucleotides long. It is a transcript of the gene GMPR, whose product is annotated as guanosine monophosphate reductase. NCBI's taxonomy places the organism in Eukaryota, Metazoa, Chordata, Mammalia, Primates, Cercopithecidae. Gene Ontology annotation, biological process: nucleotide metabolic process. Gene Ontology annotation, cellular component: GMP reductase complex. Bases 150 to 1187 code for a protein of 345 amino acids. The record is from RefSeq and is a predicted model, not a curated record. Gene Ontology annotation, molecular function: GMP reductase activity. The transcript is spliced from 9 exons.